AUGGAUAGAAAAGACAAACUCAACAAGUUCUUCAAUCAGACAGUGCUCGGGAAGCUCAAGAUAAACCCAAACACUUCUCGCCAGUUCCUCGAGGCCGUCUGCGCUCAGCCCGACCCCGUUGUGUGCCUCGGUAAACUCGUUUCUGACCCCCAAGCUCUCGAAAACAUUCAAUCUGCCAUGUCAUUUGAUGUCUCCCCUCAGUUCCUUAACAAUCACGGCGCGGCCCUACUUACGUACCUUUUUGGAGACCCUACACUGAAGCAGCUCAGUGGGGGCGACAUCCUCAACAAGGUCGUCGGCAGGAUUAUUGGAGCGCCACUCCUCUGGCCUUCCCUCGUCCAGUUGUUCAGGCGUGGGCUCCUUGCGGAACAAGCCGAGAUCGGGUUCGCUCAGCUGCUUCUCCACCUGAUAACCACAUCGGGUGACCAGGCAGCGAGCUACCGCGAUCUAGCCAAGGAGCCCGGUAUUCUUGAGCGGUUCAGCGAUUCAACCGUCCAGGACGUCAAGUCCAUAUCCCACAAAAUCCGCCACAUUCUCUCUACAUACGAUACAGACGUACCGGAGGACUACGAGGAGGGGCCGGGCGGUCGGCACGACAAUGACUUUGCAGACUUCCGCAAGAUAACCAUCCUUCCCACCCCACAGGAGAUCGCGUGUCAGAAGGACCCUUUCCUCCGCAGGAGUGCAGAGCUCGAAGAUCCAGCAACAGUUACUACGCGACUCGCUCACUAUAUCGAUAACCAAUUUCGGCUCAAUCGUGAUGACCUUAUCUACGACGUCCGCGAAGAGCUUAGCGCAGCGAGAGGAGAAAAGCAGCGCAAGCAUCGUGCUUUCAGUACUUUUGUCCAUCUUGCCGGCACCUUCACCGGGAACGUCGACCGGCGUCUUCGUUGGGCGCUCGUCUUCAGAUGCACUCAAGACCUCCAUCAGUUUCAUUCCUAUAAAAUCUCAGACAGGGACAGACGCAGCUUUCUCCAAGACCAUCCUGCAGGAAGCAAGAUACUUCGACGUCAGUCACUUGCAUGCAUUAUUGUCAAUGGACAACCGGUCUCUCUCUCCACCGUCUAUCGUGACGAGGAGCUCCUCGCACGCAAGCCACCCCAUAUCAUCCUACAGCUUGAGGGUGAGGCAACGGUUGUUCAUACUCUCAUCAAGCUCCGCCUCGCCCGCAAAGAUCUUCGGGCGGUCUGCCCAGAUGUGCUACUUGUGGAGGAAGCAGGGGAAAUACUCGAGAGCCAUAUUCUUGCUGCACUCGGGUCAACUACCAAGCAUCUUAUUCUCAUUGGCGAUCACAAGUACGUGUCAUGUUGGACGCAGAUCAAUCUUAAAGCUAAAGAUCGGUUGAAUUUCAGACAGCUCCGCCCAAAAGUCAACAACUACUUGCUGACGGUUGAAAAAGGCGCAGGCUUUGAUCUUAACCGCUCUCUCUUCGAGCGGCUGGUCCUCAAGGAUUACCCUCAUCAUACGCUUUCGUCCCAGCACCACGAGGCUCAAGACAUUGCUGAUCGAAAAGACUUAUCCUCUACGUCGUCGAAGCAGAACAGUCAUGAAGUUGACAUGGUCCUCAAAAUCGUCAAGUACUUGGCACAGCAGGGUUACAGCACCGACAAGAUGGUUGUAUUGACACCAUACCUUGGCCAGCUACACAAGCUACGCGAGGUACUGAAGAAUGAAGCCGAUCCACUUCUGAACGACUUGGAUUCGCAUGACCUUGUCAAAGCAGGGCUGCUGUACGCUUCCGCUUCAGACGUCACUAAGGCACGUCUUCGUCUCGCUACAAUCGACAAUUACCAGGGGGAGGAAAGCCCACUCGUAAUCGUCAGCCUGACGAGGAGCAACUCCGACAAUGACAUCGGGUUCAUGAUGUCGCCUGAACGCUUGAAUGUUCUACUCUCUCGCGCCAGAGACGGUCUUUUCAUUAUUGGAAACGCCAAUACCUUCAUGCGUUCGCGAAGGGGUGGGGAAUUAUGGACGAAGUUUCUCGCCCUGCUCAGAAGCCAAGGGUGUAUCUACGAUGGGUUUCCCAUCAAGUGCGAGAGGCACCCCAGCCGACAGCGUGUACUAGCCUCACCAUCGGACUUCGAAGUGCAUUGUCCUGACGGGGGCUGCGCCGAGCCUUGCGGUACGAUGCUCAAUUGCGGUCACCACGUGUGUCCUUCAAAGUGUCAUCAGUUGCAUGAUCACUCGAAGAUGGCCUGUGGUCAUCUCAUGUAUGACAAAUGUCCCGCUGAUCGGCAUACCCUUCAGUGGAAGUGCAGUGAGGGCCAGCCAACGAGCUGCCGUCGAUGCGACAAGGAAAAGAAGAACUCAGAGACACAGGCAAGGGACGACUAUGACAGACAGCAAAAGCUUGAUGCAGAACGGCAGAAACACGACAAGGAGCUCGCCGGGAUUGAACGUCAGAUCAAGGCCGAGCAGGAUGCGCAGCGUGAAAGGUUGGCGGCAGAAAAGAGGGAGUGGGCGCAAAAGCAGAAGAAGAAAUACCUUGAGGACAUGCGUACUACUAAGCAGUAAA
Molecule: messenger RNA, 2515 nt
Organism: Coniophora puteana RWD-64-598 SS2
Lineage: Eukaryota; Fungi; Basidiomycota; Agaricomycetes; Boletales; Coniophoraceae
Exons: 5
Coding region: 1-2514 (837 amino acids)
Biological process (GO): regulatory ncRNA-mediated heterochromatin formation
Cellular component (GO): nuclear RNA-directed RNA polymerase complex
Source: RefSeq, a predicted model, not a curated record